Molecule: messenger RNA, 1539 nt
Organism: Schistocerca cancellata (South American locust)
Lineage: Eukaryota; Metazoa; Arthropoda; Insecta; Orthoptera; Acrididae
Exons: 5
Coding region: 1-1386 (461 amino acids)
Molecular function (GO): oxidoreductase activity, acting on paired donors, with incorporation or reduction of molecular oxygen; monooxygenase activity; iron ion binding
Source: RefSeq, a predicted model, not a curated record
AUGUGGCCGCUGCCAGCCGUAGGCGCGGCCUGCGUGUGCGCGCUCGCGGCCGCGGCGCUGUGGUUGCUGCGCCGGCCGCUGCGGCGCUGGCGGCGCCUCGUCGCCUUCUCCGCGCAGCUGGCGGGCCCGGCGCUGCCGCGGCUCUCCCUGGGCGAGGACCCGCUGGCGGUGUUCGCGGACGCCUGCCGCCGCUACGGCACGCCCUGCAGGGUGUGGGUGGGCGCGCGGCUGUACGUGCUGCUGACCGACCCGGAGCACGCGGCGGCCGUGCUGGGAGGCGGCGGGGGCGGCGGCUUCCACGAGAGGGCCGGCCUCCGGCAGUGGGACGCCCUGCGGCCCUUCACAGGGCGCGGGCUCGCCACCGCGGCGGCGGGGGGCGGCUGGAGCCGCAGGCGGAGACUGGUGGAGCAGACGCUGACGCCGCAGUGGGUGCGGUCGCAGAGCGGCUGGCUGCGCCGGGUGGCGGACCGGCUGGUGGCAGCCCUGCAGCAGGUGGUGCCCCCCGCAGAGCAGCAGCUGCAGCUGCAGCCGCAGCAGGUGCUGAAGGAGCUGCGCGCCUGCACGCUGGACGCCCUGGCCGGCUCGCUGCUGGGACAGCAGGCGCGCGCCACGGGCCGCCCGCCGGCGGGCUUCCCCCACCACUUCCUGCAGGCCACGCAGCUGGUAGACCGGCAGGCCGGCCGCCAGCCGGCGCUGCUGUCGCCGCUGCUGUCGCCGCUGCUGUCUCUGGCGGGCGGCGGGCAGGCCGGUCCGCGGCUGGUGCGCCAGCUGCGAGGCUACAUCGACGCGGCCGUCGACACCGCGGCGCACAGCUCGACGCGCGGCCAGGAGCGCCACAUCGCGCUCAGCUGGGAGCGCGCAGCCGACAGCGGCGACGACCCGGACAGGCUGCCCGGGUCGGCGCUGGAGCAGCUGCUGGCCGCGACCGACGACCGCCGGCUGGUGAGCGAGGAGCUGGCCUCGCUGCUGCUGGUGGGCCAGCCCGCCACCGAGGCGGCGCUCUGCUUCGCCCUGCAGCUGCUGGCGCUCCACCCGCAGGUGAGUGGCGGCCGCCCCGCUCCAGCAGAGUGGCGAGGGCGCGCGGCUCUGGGGGCUACGCGGGACAGCCGCCAGUGGCUCUGUAGUGCGCGUCAUUUACGACGGCGGCCGAGGUUAGGUUCGUUCUGCGCAUCUGACGUCACAAAACACAGUCAACCAAUGAACAGAGAACGACGACGCCAGAGCUCGACUGCAGUGCAGAGCACGGACGAGUGUCUUCAGUUUCAGAAAUGUUCAGUCAUAAACAGAGUAACUGAACAAAAGCAAUGUCUUGAUAGCAGACUUUCUUUUAUACAAAGUUUUGAAAAAGCUUUCUUUAUAACAAUUGCUUCAUAUUCUAUUACUUAAUUAAACCAAACAAGCAAUAAGCCUCCUAAUUCAGGCGAUAGUAAGGAAAGAUGUUUGUAUCAUUAUCACGAACCGCUUUUUCGCAAUAAAGAACAGCGGUAAUUCUUCAUUUCCUAUUGUACUUCGACGAAACGUGAAUAAUUCAUAGUCAGA